Molecule: messenger RNA, 4900 nt
Organism: Eptesicus fuscus (big brown bat)
Lineage: Eukaryota; Metazoa; Chordata; Mammalia; Chiroptera; Vespertilionidae
Product: acylphosphatase-1
Exons: 14
Coding region: 124-4620 (1498 amino acids)
Biological process (GO): mismatch repair
Cellular component (GO): mismatch repair complex
Molecular function (GO): mismatched DNA binding; ATP binding; acylphosphatase activity
Source: RefSeq, a predicted model, not a curated record
GGAAGAGCUGCGCUCUGAGCUUCCGGAGCGGCGGUUACGCGGCUGGGGGAGCCGUUGGCGUGGUGGUCGGUGGUUGCCGGUGCCGUCCCGGCCCCCGGGCGGGAGGGUCGAGGGGGGUUGAGCAUGAACAUGGCAGAAGGGGACACCCUGAUAUCAGUGGAUUAUGAGGUUUUUGGGAAGGUGCAAGGGGUGUUUUUCCGCAAGUACACGCAGGCAAUUAUUUACAGUCACAAAAGGAAACCGUUGCCUGGCAUUCUCACCAGUUUUCUACCUGCCAUGAUCAAGUGCUUGUCAGCUGAAGUACAAGCCAAAUUGCGUUCUGGUUUGGCUGUAUGCUCCUUAGGCCAAUGUGUGGAGGAGCUUGCCCUCAACAGUAUUGAUGCUGAAGCAAAAUGUGUGGCUGUGAGACUGAACAUGGAAAUCUUCCAAAUCCAAGUGAUAGACAGUGGAUUUGGGAUAGGGAGGGAUGAUGUGGACAAGGUAGGAAAUCGUUAUUUCACUAGUAAAUGCAACUCCGUACAGGACUUGGAGAACCCAAGGUUUUAUGGUUUCCGAGGGGAGGCCUUGGCCAGUAUAGCUGACAUGGCCAGUGCUGUGGAAAUUUCAUCCAAGAAAAAUGGGACAAUGAGAACUUUUGUGAAACUGUUUCAGAAUGGAAAAGCCCUGGAUGCCUUUGAAGCUGACUUGACCAGACCAAGUGCUGGGACAACAGUAACAGUAUAUAACCUAUUUUAUCAGUUACCUGUAAGGAGGAAAUGCAUGGAUCCUAGACUGGAGUUUGGGAAGGUUAGGCAGAGGAUAGAAGCUCUCUCACUCAUGCACCCUUCCAUUUCUUUCUCUUUGAGAAAUGAUGUUUCUGGUUCCAUGGUUCUUCAGCUCCCUAAAACCAAAGACAUAUGUUCCAGAUUUUGUCAAAUUUAUGGACUAGGUAAGUCCCAAAAGUUAAGAGAAAUAAAUUUUAAAUAUAAGGAGUUUGAACUUAGUGGCUAUAUCAGCUCUGAAGCCCAUUACAAUAAGAAUAUGCAGUUUUUGUUUGUGAACAAAAGGCUAGUUUUAAGGACGAAGUUGCAUAAACUCAUUGACUUUUUAUUAAGGAAAGAAAGUAUUAUAUGCAAGCCAAAAAAUGGCUCUGCCAGUAGGCAAAUGAAUUCAAGUCCUCGGCACCGGUCUCACCCAGAACUCCAUGGGAUAUAUGUAAUCAAUAUACAGUGCCAAUUCUGUGAAUAUGAUGUGUGUAUGGAGCCAGCAAAAACUCUGAUUGAGUUUCAGAACUGGGAUACUGUUUUGGUUUGCAUUCAAGAAGGAAUGAAGAUGUUCUUAAAGAAAGAAAAAUUAUUUGUGGAAUUAUCAGGUGAAGACAUUAAGGAAUUUAGUGAAGAUAAUGAUUUUAGUUUAUUUAGUGCUACUUUUCAGAAGCAUGUGUCUUCUGAUGAGAAGUGUGACAAAGUCAGUUUCCAAGAAGCAUGUAAUAAUAUUUUGGAUUCCUAUGAAAUGUUUAAUUUGCAAUCAAAAGCUGUAAAAAGAAAAGCUACAGAAAACAUAAACAUACAGAAUUCUAGGAAUUCAGAAGCUAUCCAAAAAAAGACAAAUGACUCAUUUUUGUAUACUUAUGAAUCUGAUGGUCCAGGUCAGAGUAAAAUGACAGAGUCAACUUUACAAAACAAAGAUAGCUCUUACUCAGAAUCAAGGGUCUUAGAACAAGAGAGACCUGAAGCAUCAGAAUCAGGAGAAAAUGAGAAACAUAAAAAUUCUUGCUUGGAACUUAACUCUUUAGAAAAUCCACGUGGAACCAAUUCAGAAAUGCCUGCAAGCCCUUUUCAGACAUUAGAUCACUUUGAGGAGAGUGGAGAUCUAGAAAUACAGAAAGCAAGUACUACUGUUAAUGACAUGGCUGCCGACAUCCUGAAAAAGAACAGAAUUCAGAAUCAACUAGAGACAUUUAAAGGUGCUACUGAAAUGGGCUGCCAACCUCUGCCUUCUGAGACAACAUUACUGAGAGUACAUGGUGCUCAGGGGGAGGAAGAGAAAAGAAACAAAGAACCUAGUAAUUGUGGAAGAAAUGUUUUUAGUUAUGGACAAAUUAAAUUAUGUUCCACUGGCUUUAUAACUCAUGUGGUACAAAAUGAGCAAACUGAAACAGAACAUUUAUUUAAAAAUUGUGUUCGACCUGGUCCUGUGAGUGCCAAAGAAACACUUGGAAAUAGAACACGCCAUUCAGUUGAGACUCCAAACAUCACAGAUUUAACUAGCACUUUAAGUACAGAAUUUGCUCAAUUGUCCAACAAAAAAUUGUGCAGAACAAAUAUAAGUUCUAGGCUAGAGAACAAACCUAUAACAACUUACAAAAAUUUUGCUAUUUUGCAGGAUGGUAGUAAAAAAUCACACACAGGUGGCUUAUUACUUGACACAUCUUCUUUCUCUUGGUGUAGGCAUGUUUCAAAUGAUAGUAAGAGAAAAGAUAAGUUGAUUGGUUUAUCCAGACCCAUCGCCCCUAAGAAGCUAAGCUUAAAUUCACAGCUAGGAUCUUUAGAGAAGUUUAAAAGACAAUAUGGGAAGGUUAAAAAUCCUCUGAAUACAGAAGUAGAGGAAAAUAAUAAUUUUGAAAUCACUACCAAUCUCAGUCCUCAAGUUGAACCUGACAUUCCAUGUAGAGACAAAAACCACGGAGACAACUCUGAUAUGUGUAAAAUCACUACUAUGAAACAUCAUGAUUCAAAUGGUAGUUGUCAACCUAUAAGUCACAUCUUUUAUUCGGGAAACUUUCCAUUCUCCAAGGAAGAAGACUGUUUAGAACAACAGAUUCCUUGCUCAGGAGAAAGUCCUGUAACUCUAAAGGAUCUAUGUCAUUUGAACAGAAAAUCUUUGGAUAUUGAGAAAUCACCUGAAUCACUAGCCUCUAAAUUAUCCAAAAUGAAAGGUUCUGAAAGAGAGACUCAAAUAAUGGAGAUGAGUCAUUUUAUUGAACGUCCACAAUCAGAUUCCAGUAGAAAAGACAGUGACUUACGCAGUGGGUUAUCCCUAGAUUCUUGUAUGUUAUUUAAAAAUGAGUUUAAAAACACAGAGAGUAUCAUCAUCCCAAUGCCAGACUCUGUCACACAGGAUAAUUCCUUCAAUAAAGACAGUGAAGCAUAUUCUAACAGCACAACAGAGAACUCUGUGAUACCAGAAACAAGUUUGGUAGUACCCUAUAACAGCUCUGCACUUAGUAAAGAUUUAGAUGUUCUUACAGUUUCAGAACAACAGAUGGGAAGUCCUGACUCUCCCAGUAGAAUGUUAAUGAGUCACAAGGACGAUUCCACAGCCAACCCAAAUGGAACUUGUUUUCAGAGUGAGGAAUCUAUAGCAACUUGUUCUGAAAAUGAAGAGUCAAACACAUGUUCUUUGGAUUGGCAACAGCAUUUUGAUGUAGCCCUGGGAAGAAUGGUUUACAUUAACAAAAUCACUGGACUUAGCACAUUCACUGCUCCUGCUGAGGACAGUCGGGCUGCUUGUACUAAGGAUCUGACAACGGUGGCUGUGGAUGUCAUACUUGAGAAUGGAUCUCAGUACAGGUGUCAUCCUUUUAGAAGCGACCUUGUUCUUCCCUUCCUUCCUAGAGCUCGGGAAGAGAGGACUGUGAUGAGACAGAACAACAGAGAUACUGUGGAUGAUGCUGUUGGUAGCGGAUCGCUUCAGUCUUUGUUCUCAGAAUGGGACAAUCCAGUAUUUGCCCGUUAUCCAGAGGUUGCUGUCGAUGUAAGCAGUGGUCAGGCUGAAAGCCUAGCAGUUAAAAUUCACAACAUCUUGUUUCCUUACCGUUUUACCAAAGACAUGAUUCAUUCCAUGCAGGUUCUCCAGCAAGUGGAUAACAAGUUUAUUGCCUGUUUAAUGAGCACUAAGACUGAUGAGUUUGGUGAGGCAGGUGGAAAUUUGCUAGUCUUGGUGGAUCAGCAUGCUGCCCAUGAGCGUGUCCGUUUGGAGCAGCUUAUUAUUGAUUCCUAUGAGAAGCAACAGCCACAAGGCUCUGGUCGGAAAAAAUUACUGUCUUCCACUGUAAGUCCUCCACUAGAGAUAACAGUGACAGAGGAACAAAGGAGACUCUUAUGGUGUUACCACAAAAAUCUGGAAGAUUUGGGCCUUGGAAUUAUAUUUCCGGAUACGAGUGAUUCUCUGGUCCUUGUAGGAAAAGUACCACUCUGUUUUGUAGAAAGAGAAGCCAAUGAACUUCGAAGAGGAAGAUCUACGGUGACCAAGAGUAUUGUGGAGGAAUUUAUUCGAGAACAAGUGGAGCUACUCCAGACCACAGGAGGCAUCCAAGGGACACUGCCACUGACGGUCCAGAAGGUGUUGGCAUCUCAAGCCUGCCAUGGGGCCAUUAAGUUUAAUGAUGGCCUGAGCUUAGAGGAGAGCUAUCGCCUUAUUGAAGCCCUGUCCUGGUGCCAGCUGCCAUUCCAGUGUGCUCAUGGGAGACCUUCGAUGCUGCCGUUGGCUGACAUAGACCACUUGGAGCAGGAAAAACAGCUUAAACCCAAUCUUGCAAAACUUCGCAAAAUGGCCCAGGCCUGGCGUCUCUUUAGAAAAGAAGGAUGUGAUACAAGGCAAAGCCUGCAGGUAUCCAUGCCUCCUUGUGAGCCACUAUGAGGACAGAAUUACUGAUCUAUAAGGAACCAAAAGGGAUGCUAACUAUAUGCCUCUGAGCAGAGAGCAUAAACAACAGGUACCAGCAGUCUUGACCGAAGCAGCCCAGUGCACCCGAGCAACAUGUCAGUCUUCCUUGAGCCGAUGAUCCCUCUAGUUGAGUAGCAGAUGGAAUUCAAGCCUAAAGACACUUCAUUCAUUUGCAUCCAUGGACACAGGAGGAUGCCCUAUAAUAUCUACUUUUUGUAACUUAUUUAGGGAUAAAAUUUAAUGAUUUGUCUGA